This is a messenger RNA of Periconia digitata, 2678 nucleotides long. The record is from the annotation of a GenBank genome assembly. NCBI's taxonomy places the organism in Eukaryota, Fungi, Ascomycota, Dothideomycetes, Pleosporales, Periconiaceae.
CGUCGGCUUCUGCGCUGGUAGUGUUAGCUCGUCAUCAACUUGGUGACGCAAAAUCGGGCAUGCCAACAAUGUUCCAAUUCACCUCCCGCCCCAAACACCUUCUUCUCCUCAGUCUCUUCGCACUUAGCGGUCUGAAGAAUGUUUCAGCAGCUGCGGGACGCGAACGUCGUAGCUUGAACGAAGACUGGCGAUUUUCCCGCUUCACGUCAAACCCGGAUUCUUUGUCUUACGAUGUCCUCAAGGAAUGGAUGCUCCCCGCCGCCAAUGGCUUUCUGAGCGACGGCAAGAAAUACGAACGCCCAUCUGGAACUGCGCCCGGUUCUGACGUCGACUACACGCAAGACGAUUUCGAUGAUAGCGCGUGGCAGCAGCUUGAUCUGCCGCAUGACUGGGCCAUUGCAGGGCCUUUCGAUGCGCCUGGUGUGGGAGGAGGUCCAGGACGUCUUCCCAUCAACGGAAUCGGAUGGUAUCGCCACAAUCUAACUAUCGAUGCGGACGUGGUAUCCUCCAAAAAAUCUGUUUUCCUGGACUUCGAUGGUGCCAUGUCGUACGCGGCUGUGUGGCUAAACGGGGAACUUGUCGGUGGCUGGCCAUUUGGGUAUAACUCAUUCCGAUUGGAUCUUACACCAUAUGUCAAGGCUGGUGGGAACACGCUUGCGGUUCGUCUUGAUAACGCUCUUGACUCAUCACGGUGGUACCCAGGCGCGGGAAUCUAUCGUAAUUUGUGGCUCGUCACGGUUGACCCUGUUCAUGUUGGGCAAUACGGCACGUUCAUCACCACUCCUGAAGUGUCUGCCUCAGAAGCAACGGUCGAGAUUGUUGUGGAUGUAGAGAACAAGAGCAAUGCCAGCCAGAGAGUGGAUGUUGCUACCGAGAUCUAUGCGGUUGAUCCGGUGUCAUUGAAGCCCGCUGGGGAAGCUGUUGCGGCUUUCUCUUCUUCCUCGGUCACUGUCGCUGGAGGCGAGAAGCAAUCUGCCAAUGCUUCCGCCACUGUUACUGACCCCCAGCUGUGGGGACCUCCACCGACACAAAAGCCAAAUAAGUAUGUGGCCGUUACGACUCUUUCAAGCAAUGGCACGGCUUUCGAUACGUAUGAGACUGUUUUUGGUAUUCGAACCAUUGCCUACAGCGCCAAUGAAGGAUUUCUGAUCAAUGGCGAGCACGUGAGAAUUUUUGGCACUUGCAAUCACCACGAUCUAGGUGCUAUCGGCACUGCUUUCAACUACCGUGCUGCUGAGCGGCAGAUAGAGCUACUUCAAGAAAUGGGUAACAACGGAUUGCGGACAUCGCAUAAUCCACCAGCACCAGAAUGGCUGGAAUUGGCUGAUAGAUUUGGAAUGCUUGUAUUGGAUGAACUCUUCGAUGCAUGGAGGAACCCCAAAGUCGACAACGAUUUCUCUCGCAUCUUUGAUGACUGGUACGAGCCAGAUAUGCGCAACUUCAUCCGCCGCGACCGCAACCACCCCUCCAUUAUCGCCUGGAGCAUAGGAAACGAAAUCCCGGAGCAAUCAAACGCACAGGGUGGCGAAACCGGUAAACUCCUACAAGACAUCUCACACGAAGAGGAUCCAUCUCGACUCGCAACAACCGCGAUGAACAGCGCAGGUCCCAACACUGCCCUGGCCAACGAGAUCGACAUCAUUGGCACAAACUAUCAAGGCGAAGGCAACGGCGCAUCUUUUUCGAGCUCAUGGCCAAACUUCCACAGCACACACCCUGAUAAGAUGAUAUGGAGUACUGAGUCCUCAUCCUGCGUCAGCUCUCGCGGCAAAUAUCUAUUCCCGGUGACCCCCAAUAAAACUGCUGUAGUAGGGAACAACCCAGGUCAGGGUGGCGACGGCACGAACCGCCAUGUAAGCGCCUACGAAUUAUACUCCCCUAGCUGGGCGUCCUCUCCCGAUAAAGUCUUCGAGCAGCACGACCGCUACCCAUACGUGGCCGGUGAGUUCGUGUGGACGGGUUUCGACUACAUCGGCGAGCCAACGCCUUACGACUCCAGCCGCAGCUCAUACUUCGGCAUCAUUGAUCUUGCAGGUUUCAAGAAAGAUCGUUUCUACAUCUACCAGGCGCGCUGGCGAUCUGAUCUACCCAUGGCGCAUCUGCUUCCGCAUUGGACAUGGCCUGGUCGGGAAGGUCAGACAACACCCGUGCACGUUUUUACUUCUGGUGAUGAGGCGGAGCUCUUCGUCAAUGGCGAAUCCGCGGGCCGCAAGAAGAGGGGACAGUACGAGUACCGCAUUCGCUUCGACGACGUCAAGUACUCUCCAGGCAGCAUCCGCGUCGUAUCGUACAAGAAUGGCGCGGAGUGGGCCACUGCUGAGACUAAGACGGUUGGCGAUGCGGUAGCACUGAAUGCGACUGCCGACCGGACCAGUAUUGCUGGAGAUGGCAAGGAUCUGUCUUUCGUCACUGUCGAGGUGGUGGAUAGCGAAGGGUCGAUCGUCCCUGAGGCGAGUAACUCCAUCACGGCUAGUAUUGCGUCAGGACCAGGGAAGAUCGUAAGUACUGAUAAUGGCGAUCCCACUGAUAAGACUGUUUUUUCGGAGCCGACUAGAAAGGCGUUCAGUGGAAAGUUUUUGGCGAUCGUAAAAACGGAGAAGGGUGCUUCGGGGGAUAUCGUGGUGGAAUUCCAGUCUGACGGCUUGACGGCUGGAAGUGUGACUAUCAGCGCGACUUAG